Messenger RNA from Drosophila willistoni, 1302 nucleotides. RefSeq names its product small RNA 2'-O-methyltransferase (gene Hen1). Lineage: Eukaryota; Metazoa; Arthropoda; Insecta; Diptera; Drosophilidae. The record is from RefSeq and is a predicted model, not a curated record. Gene Ontology annotation, cellular component: cytoplasm; nucleus. The transcript has 4 exons. Gene Ontology annotation, biological process: RNA methylation; siRNA processing; piRNA processing. Bases 117 to 1274 code for a protein of 385 amino acids. Gene Ontology annotation, molecular function: O-methyltransferase activity; RNA methyltransferase activity.
AAACACCGAUACCUCGAUACAGCCAUCGAUAGCUCCCAGCACUAUGCUGGCAUCCAGCAAUAAAAAACAACAUUUAUUAAAUCAAAAUUUAAACAGUGACUUUAAAAUUUAAAAAUAUGUUUUCUUACAAAAUGCCUUGUGGAGUUUUACACACCGAUACCCAGAUGACAGACACGGAAGUCUCUUUUACGCCGAGAUUGUGGGAACAGCGUUAUUGCGCUGUUAUACAAAUAUUGGAAGACCCUCGUUGGGCGCCCAAAAUUAAAAGUGUCAUUGACUUCGGAUGUAGCGAAAUGAAGCUAUUCCAAUUGAUGAGACGCAUUGAGACCAUCGAGAAAAUUCUUGAGGUGGAUAUUGAUGAAGACGUGCUAAAAAAAAAUGUACUUUUUAUCAAACCUUUAGUUGCUGACUAUGUAAGACGGCGAAAAAGACCGUUGCAUGUAGACGUUCUGCAAGGUAGCGUAGCUGAAUCCUCUCAAGAAUUACAGAGCAUAGAUGCUGUUGUCGCACUGGAACUAAUUGAACAUGUCUAUGACGAUGUCCUGAGCAAAAUUCCAACGAAUAUUUUUGGGUUCAUGCAGCCCAAGCUCGUGAUAAUCAGCACACCCAAUUCUGAUUAUAAUGUGAUAUUCACACGUUUUAAGCCUCUAUUAUCUAAUGGAUUUCGCCAUCAUGAUCACAAAUUCGAAUGGACUCGUGAACAGUUCAAGUCGUGGUGUUUGGAAAUCGUUGACAAAUACCCAAACUAUAUGUUUUCUCUAUUGGGACUUGGUGACCCACCCGAGGGUUAUACAACAGUGGGACAUGCGACACAGAUGGUCAUAUUUGUACGCAAAGAUCUACUCGACAUGCCGCUGCUGACACCACUGAUUGAUCAAUCUGCUCUGGCGGAAAUCAAGUCGUAUAAGCUUUUACAUUCUAUAGAUUUUCCAUACUUUGUGGACACACGUACCAAAGAGGAGAUCAUUUGGGCUGAAGUCCUAUUUGAGCUAAAUCGCUGGAAGAUUAAUGAGGACACCUAUGACGUAACAUUGCAGGCCUACAAGAUGCCCAUAUCUUACCUUUUAUGUCGCACUGAACUUCUUGGAGCCACUCGCGAUAUUCUAGACGAAUUGCUCAAAGAAAAUAAGAAAUGCGUUGAGAAUGACUUUAUACUCAUCGAAGAGUCCGAUGAUGACAGAUCGAUAGAUGAAAAUGAUUGGGAUAAUCCAAUCAAAUGUGAACCGAAUGCAGAUCAUUUGUCAGAUCAUAAUGAAUGUGAAUCUUGGGAUUAAAUAAAACUAAUGUUUUCCAUGAUAUGAA